AUGUUCAACAACGAUCUCUUCUCCUGGUUCUCCUCUAAGGAGCCCACUGCGCCCGAGGCAACCUGGGAUGCAACUAUCGCUACGAUCCAGAAGCAGCCCAUCAGUCCCGAGGCUCCCUCCACCCAUCCGGUUGUCAUCGAGGAGCCGAAUUCUGAAGAGAACAUGAAGCUGCGCGGUGGUGGGUUUGGUGAAGUCUGCUGUGGCGUUCUCACGGCUCUUUGCUGCUUCGAGUGCUGCGAGGACUGUUGCUAA
Penicillium soppii is the source of this 252-nucleotide messenger RNA. RefSeq lists its product as uncharacterized. Lineage: Eukaryota; Fungi; Ascomycota; Eurotiomycetes; Eurotiales; Aspergillaceae. The transcript has 3 exons. Bases 1 to 252 code for a protein of 83 amino acids. The record is from RefSeq and is a predicted model, not a curated record.